Messenger RNA from Fimicolochytrium jonesii, 2761 nucleotides. RefSeq lists its product as uncharacterized. The record is from RefSeq and is a predicted model, not a curated record. Gene Ontology annotation, molecular function: protein binding. Lineage: Eukaryota; Fungi; Chytridiomycota; Chytridiomycetes; Spizellomycetales; Powellomycetaceae. The transcript is spliced from 4 exons. The coding region runs from base 236 to 2638 and encodes 800 amino acids.
GUUGUUUGGGCCCCUUUUCGAAGCGCAAGUUCCAACGCGUUCCGCCAGGAUGAAAAAUGCGCAGCCACGACGCCCGUUUUCCCUCUUCACGCGUUUUUCGGCCCUUGCCCUGGUGCUCCAUGAACUACUUUUCGCGGAGGAGCUUCAGAAGACAUACCGCGAACCUGCGUAGAUAGCAGGAAAAAUCGCCACCAUCCGGAAACAUACUGGGCGAGCGCAGAAACAGACGAUCACAAUGGAAGCACUUAACAAACUCACGGCGGAGCUGGACGAGUUUGAGGCUUUCGUCGAGAACUACACUGGACAGAUGAAUGACAUCCUCACCGGGAAGCUGCCAGAUGCGGAUAAGCAGUGGGCUAAACAGCAGCUGGAGAGCAUCCACAGUGCGACGGUUGACAUGAAGGCGCUCGAUAAUGUGGCGGCUGAGUCUGCAGAGCCUGUGAGUGGCGUCGCGGGGAAGAUUCUGAUGAGUGGUUCAAGAGCGGACAAAGAAGGCAGCAAAACGAAGGAGAUCUCAAAUGACGAAAAGGCCAAAGCGGAAGCAGCCCAGCACCGCGCGGACGGUAACGCGUUCUUCAAGCAGAAAAAGUACGCGGAUGCCGUGUCCGCAUACACGCUCGCCCUGGCCGCCGCUGCCCGGCGAAAAGUCCAACCAUCGCACAGCGACACAACGGACCCGUCCGAUGACACUGCCAUAACCCUCUACACCAACCGCGCGCUCGCACACUUCCGGCUUGGCGCAUACACUCUCUGCGUCGCCGACUGCACUUACGCGCUGGAGCUCAACCCACGAUGCAGCAAAGCACUAUGGCGGCGCGCGGAAGCGUACCGUGCCCUGCGACAAUACGAACAGGCCAAGAAAGACGCAUUUGCGCUGCAGGGGCUGAUUGACGAUUUCGCGGGGUUGACGUCGCGGAUGGGCCAGUUGAGGAAGGAUAGAGCGAACGUGACGGAUCCGGGGGUGUCGGAGGCGGAGGUGCGUGGGCUGCUCGCGGUGUUGGAGCGUGAGCUUGCGGACGAGAGCGAGGAGAAGAAGUUGAAGGAGGAGUUGACGGCCGACGGGUCGUUUACGGUCCUGCAGGAGCUCGUCACCGCGUUUGCUGAAACACUACGCGCAAUCGCUGGGUCUCCACCCAACAGUACGAAUAAAGCGCAUGCCGCCGCCCAUGCCUCCUCCACGCGACUCACUCGACUUGUCGAAGCCUCGCCGCUGGUCGCCGACGCUUUCCGUGCGACUAACGCCUACCCAAUCCUCCUGUCCGACACCGCCGUGCUAACACCAACCUCAAUUGAUCUGAUCCUCCCUGUCAUGGGCGCCUCUGCGCGGACCUCAUCAGUCAACCGACGCGCACUCGCGAAACACGUCGGCGCGAUCGUCAACACGAUGAUGCGCAUGCAAAGUCCGCGUGUCGAGACAGUCGAAACCGCGGUGGAAGUGUUGAGGCUUGUUGUGCGAGAGGAAGAAGGUGUGCGUGCUGUUUGCGGGAUGGCAAACUCUGAUGGAGAUACGCAGGUUGACGGAAAGGCGUUUGGGAAGUUGGUUUUGAAGUUUCUGCAUGAGGCGAGCACGACAAAGCUGGUUGUAGAGGCUCUGUUGGAGUUUCUGACGCGUGUUGUGAAGGAGGGACCGGCGGGAUGGCGGGCCGUUAGCGUGGCGUGGGGCUUGGGCCCCGAGAAGUUGCUGGGGGAGUUGCCGUCUUACUUGAGAGUUGAUAAGGCAAAUUUAGCUGAAGAGCAAAAAGCGGACGACUCGAAAGCAGACGAUAAGAAGCCCAGACACGACCCCGCGGUGGUCACCAAUGCAUGCCUUCUCAUCGAUGCCCUCGCCGGGUCGCCGAAAGCGGCAGCCGCCGCGUUCUCUCAACACUACAAAUCGCUUCUUGAUGCAAUGUGGACGAAUCUCACGGUGUACCUUCCCACACCUGAGCGCACGCCCCAAACCCCGACCCCAACCUCAACCUCCCCGACUUCCACAUCCAACCCAGACCUCGUAUCCGUCCUUCUGGCAACGACCCACAACGCGCUCCUGAACCUCCCAACCGACGACGACGCACAAAAAAUCAUAGCGGCGCUGCUCCGUCGGCAUGCGAUUCACGUCCGGCUGGUCCACGUCCUAAUAGCCCAGCCGAAGGCCACAGAUACACCAUCAGCAACACAUACACACCUUACAACCCUCGCACUCCGCGUGCUGACGCGUCUCCUCGCUUCCCAUCGGGACGACAUCAUAUCCACCCUGGAUGGGUGGUGGGACGACGUGCCGAUGCUCCAGCUCAUCCAACAGCAUCACCAGCAGCAGGCCCUGUCGCUGCAACUCCUUGCCGCAUGGCUGGCAUCUGGCGAGAGCAAAGCAGUCGAGUGGCGCAAGAUGGGCGGGUUCGAAGCGUUAGUGGGCGUGUUGGAGCGUGCGAGGGGAGUGAAACCUGCGGAGAGGGAUGAGAAAAUCCUCGGAAAUGCGGCGCUAUGUGUAGGGGAGUGUGCAAAGACUGCCACCUCCGCAAAACAACUCCAUCGCCUCGGCGCCACGACGCAUAUCGUGCACUUACUGCGGGACGACACGAUCCGCGAUCUCAAGGCCAAGAAGAACCUGGCGAUUGCGUGUGCAAGGCUUUGUCAAUGUCGUAAGUGGCCGCUUGCGUGACCGGGAUGGCCGGGGUUUUACUGUUUACAGCUUUCCUCGUGAUACUCAUGGCAUGUCGUCCCAUUUCUUUCCCAUCUUCCAUUCAAAUCUUCACUUCGAUAUGCCACCCCGGAAAACACUAGC